Messenger RNA from Haemonchus placei, 324 nucleotides. NCBI's taxonomy places the organism in Eukaryota, Metazoa, Nematoda, Chromadorea, Rhabditida, Trichostrongylidae. The record is from the annotation of a GenBank genome assembly.
AUGUUUGAAACUGCUUCAGCAGUUACUUCUGAAGGCGCUUUUGAAACGGAGUCCACAGAAACGACUCAUCCAACUGCGCAGGGGAAUGGCUAUGGUUGCGAUGGAUUGCCUGCGCGGCGUAUAAGACGUGCUAGGAUGGAACAUGCGCAAGAGGAAGAGCAUAUAAAGGAACUGUUACGUAUACCUUUCGUUUCAGAUGAUAUGGGCGCUGCCAUUAGCGCAUGUCUCUGGGGAGCUGAUCUUCAAGAUAGUGUGAGAGUGGUCGAGAUACAUCCCUCGAGUCUCAAAGGACAAUUGCUUGGAAAUCGCCUUUAUGAUCGGUGA